Messenger RNA from Papaver somniferum (opium poppy), 701 nucleotides. RefSeq lists its product as uncharacterized. The coding region runs from base 100 to 573 and encodes 157 amino acids. The transcript has 2 exons. The record is from RefSeq and is a predicted model, not a curated record. NCBI's taxonomy places the organism in Eukaryota, Viridiplantae, Streptophyta, Magnoliopsida, Ranunculales, Papaveraceae.
AAAACCUCCAUGAACAGCAUAAUACUUCCAAGUCCCAAGAAAGAAAAACAGUAAACCACAUUUUUCAUCAUCCAGAAAAAGAAUCAUACAGGGUUUAUCAUGGCAGGUGCUGUGUCCAAGGAAGAUGAGCGAGCCGGUGCUGAAAUUGUAUAUGGUCCUGAAGCAUGCUACAAUCAGACAAUGGAAUUUUUUCAGGAGCUUGGGUUUCCAAAAGGGGUACUUCCACUGAAAGAUCUUGUAGAAUGUGGACGAGUUCCAGAGACGGGUUUUGUUUGGAUGAAACAGAAAACCCCGUAUGAACAUUUCUUUGAAUCCACAAGUACUCGCGUAAGUUACUCUAUUGAAGUUACGGCUUACGUCGAGAAAAACAAGAUGAGGAAAAUGACUGGCGUCAAAAGCAAACAAAUGUUCAUGUGGGUACCGAUUACUGAAAUGAUUAUUAAUGAAAAUCCAGCUAAAAAGAAGAUUUAUUUCAAGACACCCAUGGGAAUCGGACGUUCGUUCCCAAUUACGGCGUUCAUGACUGACGAAGAGAAGGAGAAGUUUUUGCUGGAGAACAAUGUCAUUACUUGAGGAAAUAUUUAUCUUCAUGGGGGGACUGUAAUAGUCAGGCGUGCAGUUUUUCACCUUUGCCUAAAACUAGCUCAAAUUGAAAAACUGAAAAUAUCAUUGUUUCCGAGGCGAAAGAGUGGUAUUUAGCG